Molecule: messenger RNA, 4410 nt
Organism: Sordaria macrospora k-hell
Lineage: Eukaryota; Fungi; Ascomycota; Sordariomycetes; Sordariales; Sordariaceae
Source: RefSeq, a predicted model, not a curated record
AUGACGUCGCAACAAGAUGUUACGCUUCCUCCCACGCGCAUCCCGCGCAAAUCGAUAAGCGGCGGCUCACCGAUGAAGAAGAGGGCAGAGAAGGACAAUGCGACCGUUGAUAUCGGCGCUAUGGGCGCUGGUCGCAAGAAGAUGAGGAGUAAGAGCAUGGGGCCGGGCAGUCUCGAUAUUCUCAAGUCAGGCAAUGGUAAUCGCAGAGCCUCUUUGGCCGUACCAUCACGACCGCCCCCAAGGUCGAUUCUCAAGCCGACUUCGCUCCCUGAAAUUCCCACCUUCAACACGUUCAAGUCGCGACAAGCAGGAAGCAGCCAGGUCGGCGGCACCGAUCAAUCGACGAGCUCAUUCGAUAGCGGCGAAAGCGGGACCAAGGUGGCAGUACGCACUGAGGAGGAACAACAAGCAGCUGCGCGAGAGCGCGAAGAAAAGGAGCGGGCGCAGAUUGAGAAGCACAACAACGAGCGAAGGGAGGCGCGCAGAAAGUCGCUUGCCAACAGGAGAGUGUCAUUCGCCGCCGAAGCCACCCUGCACACAUUUCACGAGAUUGAGCUUCCCCAAGAUUCGACGACAUCUACCGAUACAACACGCCGCGCAUCAUCUUCGACCGCGGCCCCGUCCCCUGCUCCCUCGACUUUGGAAGCUUCGAAACCACCGCCCUCUCCCGAUAACGCCGAAGACGACACCAUUGCGUACGACUCCGACCUUGAACAUGCCGAUGGCGUUGCUGAGAUUCAGGCGGAGGAGAUGACAGGGUCAAGCGAUGACUCGGAUGUUGAGGAUGGCACUAUGAUGACGGUUGAAGCAGAAGAGAUGACCUCGGCAUCUAUAGCAACACCGCGCUCGUAUUUCAGCGCAGACUCAAGUGGAGACUUGGACGAGAACCUACGACUUGCAGCCCGACAAGCUGUAACCCAACGACUGGAUGAAGAUGAAGAGGUUAUCGCUGGGUUCGCAGGAUGGGGGAAGAAAAACAAUGCGCAGGGAAGCUCAAGCCAAGGCAAUGGUCAGAACACCCGUUCCAGUUUCACACAGGGCGACCAGGGAUCGGACAUGGACAUGGACGCGGAUAUGGAUAUGACCACCGCCGUGGGUGGCAUCAUCCGACAGAAGAGUUCAUCGCCAGAGAGGGACGAUGGCGAUGACAUGGACAUGUCGAUGGACGUUACCAAGGCAAUAGGCGGAAUAAUCGCACAACCAAUAUCAUCAACCGUUCAAGAGCUUGACGUUGGGCCCGGUACCAGUAGGGCUUCGGAUGCGAGCCAGUUCGAUACAGAUGCUCUUGAGGACAUGUCGAUGGAGAUAACUACGGCAAUCGGUGCGGUGUUGGGCGGGACCUCGUUCGGAAACGCCCCUCAACAACCUCGGCCGACGACAAACACCGGGACGAAUGACGAAGAAGACGACGCCUCGAUGAUGGAUAUGACCGUCAGUGUUGGUCAAAUUCUACGCGACAGGCCCUUAAAUGAGGCAAACGACACCCAAGCGAUGGACAUUACAACGGCAGUUGGUGGUAUUAUCAAACCAAUGCUAGCUCCUCAGCAGGGCUCGACAAGCCAAACGAUCACAGGGCCCACAGCUAAGGAGAAUAUCCGUCCUCUGACGUCUACGGCUGUGAUUCGAACUUCACCUAAGCGGCGGAGGUCGGCGGUUGUAGACGAGAAUGGAAGCCCUGGUCUUGCUGGUCUUCAGAACAACAAUCUUCGCCAAAGUUUACCGCCUGCGAGUUCAGCGGUAGCAGGGGGCCUGUCUAAUGAUGCAUCAAGCUCGCCAUUACAGAGUUCGCCGUUGAGGAGCUCGCCUACCAGGAUCUUGCCUACUCGAAGCUCCCCGGACAGGCGCCCUCUUGCAAGGCAACAAUCACCAGAUAAAGCGCCAGAGAGACAGCUGGGCACUCCAGUUUCAAAGCCUCCACCUCGAAUGAUUGGGAGCCGAUCAAGCUCACCUAUACGCGCUGCUUCGCCCAAGGUGAAAACCACUCCGCUCAACCUCAAGUCGAAGCUUUUCCGCCAGGAUCCUUCCACUGGGCUCAACACUCCCCGCAUUGUGUUGACUCCCCAGAACCGCCGCCUCUCUGGAGUAGGCGCUGACCGACCGGGAUUGGGCUCGCCCAAAGUUGCAGAAAUCAUCGAUCGCCGAGAUUCCAUCGGAGAGACGGCGCCCGACUUUGUUCCCAGUCAACCCGAUGGCCAGCGUCGAGCCGUGGCCUUCGCGGACCCUCGUGUAAUGGAAGCUGAGCUUGACAAGGAAAGGCGAGAGGAGGAAGAGAGAGAGAACAGUCGGCGGAUCUUGGAGCGAGGAGCGGAUGGCGAACGAGAUGCCACUGUCAAUUUGAUGGAGAUGAUUCAGGGGCUUACCCCCAAGAAAAAGCCUUUGCGUGGUCGAAAGAGCUUGGCGGUAGGAAGUGCGAGAGGUCUUUUGGGGAAGCGACCUGUGGAGUUGGACCAGGAUGUUGAAGAAGAUACCCCGGAAAAGGAUGGAGUGAAACGGUUGAAGGGACAUCAAGGAAGCCCAGUCAAGAACAUCAGGCUACAGGCGCAUCCGUCUAAAGCCGAGACUACAACGGGCAGGGAGACUGUCUCCGAGUCUAUGGACCAAACGAACAACAAUACUGUCACACCAACUAUACCCUCUUCGCCCACAAGAGCGAUAACGCCCAGAAAUCAGGGUCGUUUUAAGGAUGUUGCGAAUGACCAGCCUACCAUUACCAUGGACUUCGACCACACCGGCCCUGUUGAUGAGAAUGCGGUACAGCAGGACGACGAUGGGGAGCGCAUCCACUUACAAGACUUUCUCAAUAUGACGAGUAUUCGGUUUAUGGAGCUCACUACGACUAAGCGAAGACACACUAUUGCCCCAGGGGCCUCCCGAAACAGCACAUCUGCGGAGGAUAAGGAUGUCACAUUUGAGAGUUGCGUGGUGGCCGGUGCCUGUACGGUGCCUAUGCUAGAAUUGUAUCAACAUUCGUGUCGUGAACUGAAGAAGUACAUCUCCGAAGGACGGCGCAUUGUGCGCGACAUCGAGACCGAGACCUUUGUCGAGAACCCACCUUUGUUUAAGGAGUACAUCUCAGCCACUCCGGAGCUCAAGCUCCUCAUGGAUAACCAGUUCAAGAACGUCAAGAGCCACGCGCGGCUACUGAGCAAAGCCAUGUGGUACGAAUGGCGCAUGAAGCUCCAAGAAGGGUUGAAAGAGGGACUGUUCAAGAUUUCGGAGGGGAUGGACAAGGACGAUGAGCUUCUAGGAAAGCAGCAGGAGCUGUUGUCGUCGGUCCUUCCCGGUCUGACCAAGCGAUACGGUGCUCUUGAGCGCGAGCUAGAGAAUCUUGAGGAUGUCGAAAGGGAGCUUGAGGAUUGCGACCCUGAAGAUCUCGCAGCUGCCCGGGCAGAGCUUUCAGAGCUUGGCAAGACCAUUGCCGAGAAGAGCAAGAGGGUUGAGGAACUUCGCCAACAGGUCGAGGAAUAUCAGACCGGCGUUCAGUCCUUGGCUGAUCAAAAACAUCAGUGCUUGGAAGAGAUCACGGCGGCCGACAAGAUUCGGGAGGAGUGCAGAGGGUGGAGCUCGACGGAGAUCAGCUCACUCAAAGCACGCGUCGACGAACUGGAGCAGAAAUCCGGCUGGGCCAUCAACAAAAUUGAAGGUUCGGUGAUGUUCAUGACCUACAAGCAAGAAAUCGAGCUCGCCUUCGACUUGACCUCCUUCAAGGCACACAACAAGCAAGGACCCACUGUCGAGAUCCGCUACAUCGCCAACAAGCGCGAGCGCAAUGUCAUCCCCUUGACUUCCGAACAGAAAUUCUUCAUCGAAUGCAUCAGCAGCCAUCUCCAAGGCUUAUCAAAUCCCUCUCUGUCCGUCAACCGGUUACUCACCAUCGUCAGCGACGCAUGGGACAAAGCCGGCGCAACAGCCGAGCAAAUCCGGCUGCUCAACCUAACCUUUCCCACCAGCGUUACUCGAACAUCCGCCACAACCCUCGAGGUCCGCUCCUCGCUGCUUUUGGCACCACUCCAAACUCGCGUCGAAAUCUCCUUGACCCUGGACAAGAUCUCCAGCGACGACUCGUUCGAAGUGAAAGUCACACCAGACGCCCAAGUCAUCUACGGCGAGCAGUUCACCAAAUCCAAGCUGAAUGACUUUCUUAAGAAUAAGCUCGGGAAGCAAUUGCUUGGACAAAAGGCUGAACAACAACAGCAACAGCAACAGCAAGUCAGCGGCAACAAGAAAAAGCAGCAGUCCCAGGAAUGGAGUGAGGUCGUGUUAGAGUUGCACAAGCGGCUGUUGGCCAAGGGUGCCAAGGCGGGGCAUCAUGCUGCACAGGCGCAGACACAGGCGCAGCAGGCGAAUGGGAGUGCGAAUACCAUGCAGGGCCUGCAAGGACUGCAGGGCCAGGGGGUGGCGUUGAAGUAA